AUGGAAGGUGAGAGUGUUUUUUCAUCAAUUGCUCCACCAGUUUUUGAUGGAGAAAACUAUCAGGUUUGGGCUGUCAGGAUGGAAGCCUACAUGGAUGCAUGUGGUCUCUGGGAAGCAGUAGAGGAGGAUUAUGAAGUUUUUCCUUUACCAUGCAAUCCUACAAUGACUCAGAUCAAAACUCACAAAGAGAAGAAGACCAGGAAGUCAAAGGCGAAGGCGUGUCUCUAUGCUGCAUUAUCUCCUACUAUUUUUUCCAGAAUCAUGACUCUUAAUUCGGCCAAGGCAAUCUGGGACUUUCUGGAAAAAGAAUAUUAUGGAGAUGAAAGAAUUCGAGGCAUGAAGGUUUUAAACCUGGAGUACUCGGAUAGGCUUAUCAAUCUGGAAAAUAAGGUAAAGUUACUUGGCACCGAACUUUCUGACAAAAGAAUUGGGCAGAAAAUUCUUGUUACUUUACCUGAGAAGUUUAGAGCAACAAUUGCUUCGCUGGAAAAUACAAAAGAUCUGUCAAACAUUAGUUUGGCGGAACUUUUAAACUCUUUGCAAGCACAGGAACAAAGAAGGUUGAUGAGGAACGAGGGAGAUGUUGAAGGAGCUUUGCAAGCAAGGCAACUAUUCAACCCUUGCAGCAAAGGCAAGAAGCAGAAGGGCAAGAAGAGCUAUUCUACAUCAACAGAAGUUGUUGCAACUGAUAAUAGCAACAACAACAAAGGUGGAAAAUAUCCACCUUGCCAGCAUUGCAGGAAGAGAAACCAUCCACACUUCAAAUGUUGGAGAAAACCUGAUAUGAGAUGCAGAAAGUGUCAUAAACUUGGGCAUGCUGAGAUUAUUUGCAAAGAGAAAGGACCACAACAAUCAAAUGAAGCACAAAUUGCAGAACAACAAGAAGAAGAGUGUUAG
Molecule: messenger RNA, 897 nt
Organism: Nicotiana attenuata
Lineage: Eukaryota; Viridiplantae; Streptophyta; Magnoliopsida; Solanales; Solanaceae
Exons: 2
Coding region: 1-897 (298 amino acids)
Molecular function (GO): zinc ion binding; nucleic acid binding
Source: RefSeq, a predicted model, not a curated record